UCCACCAGCUGAUUCAGCUUGCAUGGAAACACGCCCCUUCAUUUUCUAAAAAUUUCUCGGCCUGUUUCUUUCAUCUAAGCUUCGUUGUAAAUAAAUGUACAAUUGGUCAAGAUUGUUACUUGAUAUCAAUCAUAUUUUUUCAGUCCUGUGACGUGAAUUUUAUCAUUUAAUUGAGAUAGACUGCUAAAAUUAAAGUUCAAUCAAGUUUAAUUGUGAAGAAAGAAAGCUUUAAUGAUUUGUCUACAACCAAAGCAUCAUUUUAUUUUCUUUUUUUGACUAGUCAUCAAGAUUCAACGGAAAACUACUUGAUGGUUACUUCAUAUUGAAUACUUCUGACAGCUAUUUUAUGGAAACUCCUCAAUUUUAUUUGCUUCUACAAACAUUGAUUUAAUUAUGUUUUUAAAUACUAUAUUAAUAUACUAACAUAUUAUUUGUUCAUGAACUGAAACCUAAACUAGACUAAUUCAAAAGUAUAGUAAUCAUUUCACAGGUGCUCUGGAUUGUAGCUAGUGCUACCUGGUCUCUGCAGGUACAAGUAUCUCUGUGAUGUUUUCAUCAGGUUUUGGCUGUAAUAUUUCCUUUCCAAGCUGUUUGGGUUAUCCUCAAGAUAGUGAAGAAUUAAUUCCAAAAAUGGCCAGAGAACCAAUUAUCCUCAAUGUGUAUGAUAUGUACUGGAUGAAUGAAUAUACAACACCCAUAGGCUUGGGAGUCUUCCAUUCUGGCGUUGAAAUAUAUGGUGUUGAAUAUGCUUACGGCGGUCACUCUCUUCCAAUCUCGGGUAUUUUUGAAAUUUCCCCUCGAGAUACCAAUGAGCUUGGAGAACAAUUCAGAUUUCGGCAAUCGGUUCAUAUUGGAUAUACCGAUUUUACGGAAGAAGAUGUAGCAAGAAUUGUUACAGAAUUGGGCAAAGACUUUAGAGGUGAUCGCUACCAUUUGAUGAACAAAAAUUGUAAUCAUUUUAGUAGUCAAUUGACACAGAUUUUAUGUGGACAAGAAAUUCCUGGAUGGGUAAAUCGAUUAGCAUAUUUUAGUUCAUGUGUUCCUUUUCUUCAACGCUGCCUACCAAAAGAAUGGCUUACACCAGAUGCUCUUACACAAUCUUUGGGGCAUGUUAGCCACCGUGAAAGUACACCUCCUUCAGAAACGUCUUUGUAACAUUUAGCAUUACACGAUGGCAGCGAGUGUAACAUUUUGAAAUGUCGCAGGAGCCAUACAUUUUAAGUUCUAAGCAAUUUACACAAAGUCAAAGAACAAAUAAUGUAUCUCCUGACCCUCAAAAUGUUUUUAUAAAGCUGUAUCGUUGUCUAAAAUCCAUGAUUCUAAAGUUCAAAUGAGACAUAAUAAGCAUUCUAGGUCAGAAAAUUUUUUUGAUGGUUAUAAAAAAUUUUACUAAAGACAUUAAAACAAAAAAAUUAACGAAAAUAAUGCCUUCCUUACAACGCUGCGUUUACAAUAUUUGGCAGCGUGAACGUAAGAGUUGAAUAUUUGUUAAACAGUCGAAGUUUAAUAGUUGAUUAACAAAAUAAUGCCUACAAAUCAAAGUGAUUAGGAGACUGAGAUUCAUGUGACUAUUGGAUGAAUAGAGAUUAUCUGUACGAGCAUUGGCUUCCUAAUUCAAAUAACAAUUUUUCUCGGUUUAAGAAGAUUUUUUACUUUGAUAUAUAAACCAUUAUGUAAUGACAAGUAUUUUUUUCCAAUCCAGAUUAAAAAUUAUUAUUUAAAUUUAUACAUUUGUUUAUAAACCGUACACUCUGAUAUCAACAAAUGUAGAAAUCUUCAAAAAUCUUUCUCAAGCAGUUGGAAAAAAUUCCUUCAAUUGCAUAAUAACGAUCAAAAGUAAAACAUUCCUCUUAAAAAUUAUAGUUCUUGCUUUAUAAUAAAACUACAUUUAAAUACCCUAUGACAUUAUUGUGAAAUAGUAUUCACAAUAACUAUAAUGUGAAUUAAUCACGCGUCCACUACUUUAUAACAUGUCAUUUGCGACUUAGAACAUUUCUGUGAUGGGCAUCCAAACGUCAAAUGAGACACGAAAAAAAAAAAUGAAAGCACUAAUUUCUAUUUAUUUGCACAUAUUACUCUCUAUUCUUAUGGAUAACAUGUAAUCAGCUAAACUAUUUAAUAUUUUAAUUUAAUUUAAUACUUAAAAAUGCAUUUAACUGUCUCUCUGUCAACUAAUUAUUUUCUCUCUAUUCUAUCUCGAGAUUAAUCAGUCUUUAAAAAUUAGAUAACUAUGUACAAUUUUUAAUACGUUAUGUACAGCGAUUUUUCAAAUUCUAAUCAAUUAUUAUCUCGACUACUAAAUCGUUGUCAGACGUAUGAUGUUACUUGUUACAGAAAAAAAUAUUAGGAAAAUUUAAAUUAACAGUUUAAGUGGUGAAUGAAGAUGAGCAUGUUGUGUAGAAACCAUUUUUUAAGAUGAUAUAAAUAAUUAAUAAUAACAAUACAAGCCAUAAACUUUUCAGUGAUAAAUUAUAAUUUUGUAUAAUGAUUAUUAUAUAAUUUUUUUUAAAUUAAUUAUUAAUUACACAUCAUGUGUACAGUCAAUUAUUGUAAACUUUUUUGUUUAUUAAAAAACAUUGAAUAUAGUAAUGGUCAAAGUUGAUAAGAUGAAUACUUUUUACAAUAUUUCAUCAUCAAAAAAAAAAUUUUGCUUCCAUUUUAUAUGUUUUUAAAGCAAAUCAUACUGGAAUCUUUUUUAUUCAAUUGGAAUUAAUUCAUGGCUUUUAGUUAGGGAAUGAAUAAAAUACUGGAAAAAAACAUACUCAUCAUAUAUUUUAUGAUUUUUAAGAAUUAAAAUAAUUUUGACCAUGACUAAAUUUCAAUGUUAACUAUAAUUUUAGUAUAUAAAUACGCACACUUUACUUCGACACUGCACCAUAUUAAUGAAUCAACUUUUGUUAACAGUUUAACUAUUGUUCGAUGAAGUAAAGAAAAUAAUAGAUAGAUAAAUUGUAAAUGUAAUUAAAAGUUUCAAUGGCUUCACUGAAAACUUUAUAAGCGUAAUCAUAAAAUAAAUUUUAAGAUAGUUCAAUAAAAACUAUAGUUAUUGCAAAAUAAAAAAUAAUGUAACAACUGUUUAAAUAAGUAAUUAUAUAUACACUAAUAACGUCGAAGACAGUAAUAAUUAAUAUCAAAUGAAAAUUGUAGAAAUAAUAAACAUUAUUUCAUCAUUUAAGUUUUCACAUGUAUAUGGGAGUAUGAAGACUGCCGCUGUAAUAAAUAGUAGUAUUAAUUUGACAAUAGGAAAUGACUAAUUGUAUCAUUUUUCAUUCAUUAAUAAAUCAUUCAUGAUAGUACGAUUGAAAA
Messenger RNA from Chelonus insularis, 3306 nucleotides. Its product is annotated as deubiquitinase DESI2. Gene Ontology annotation, biological process: protein deubiquitination. The transcript has 7 exons. Bases 547 to 1155 code for a protein of 202 amino acids. The record is from RefSeq and is a predicted model, not a curated record. Gene Ontology annotation, molecular function: deubiquitinase activity. NCBI's taxonomy places the organism in Eukaryota, Metazoa, Arthropoda, Insecta, Hymenoptera, Braconidae.